UAGACAGAGAGAGAGAGAGACACACAGAGACAGAAACAGAGAAAGCGAGAGACAGAGAAAGAGACAGCGAGAGAGAGAGAGAGGAAGAAAGCGAGAGGGCGAGAGAUCUGCCAAAGAGGGGGAGGGGCAGCAAGACCCCCAAGAACUGCUCCAGGGGGAGGGAAGAAAGCAGGAAGGCGGAUGUUCCACUGAGAGGCGCAGUGAAGAUGGCAGCUCCAGGUUACCCCUCACCUCCUGCUGGAUAUGUUAGUCCUCCAUACCCCUCCCCACCAUAUCCGGGCCCCUCUGCUCCUCCUGCCCCUACCCCGGGUUUCCAUGACUAUCCCGGAUCACCCCAGCAUCACAUGUCUGCUCCAUUGCACCCACAACCCGACCUCCCUCCUGGGGUAGCUCCUUACCUGCCCGUGAGCAGCGGGACUGCACUCAGUGGGUUGGAAUACCUCAGUCAGGUUGAUCAAAUUCUCAUUCACCAGAAGACAGAAGCUCUGGAGGCUGUUACUGGGUUUGAGACCUGCAACCAGUAUGAGCUGCUGAGCAUUGUGGGACAGAGGAUCUUCUCUGUACAGGAGCGGAGCUCACUCUGUGCCCGGUGCUGCUGCGGAUCCCUCCGACCCCUUAACCUCCAGGUCUGCGACCCCUCUGGCCGUGAAGUCAUUCACUUUAUCCGUCCUCUCAAAUGUACCAGCUGCUGUUUCCCAUGUUGUCUGCAAGAGCUGGAAGUGCAGAGCCCCCCGGGACACACUGUGGGGUACGUGGCUCAGUCGUGGCACCCCUUUGUCCCCAAAUAUUCUCUGCUGACUGAGACGCGGGAGCCGGUGCUGAAGGUUGUAGGACCCUGUAUCAUGUCAAGCUGCUGUGGGGACAUCGACUUCCAGGUGAAGCCUCUGUGUGAGUCUCGCAGUGUCGGUCGGAUCAGUAAACACUGGGGUGGGUUGACCAAGGAAAUCUUCACGGACGCAGAUAAUUUUGGGAUCCAGUUCCCCAAAGAUAUUGAUGUGAAAAUGAAAGCGGUGUUACUGGGGGCCUGUUUCCUGCUGGAUUAUGUCUUUUUCGAGAGAUCCAGAGCGAAGCCGGAACGUCACACAGUGAUCAGUUAAUGAUUUCCCCAAACAACUACAGUCGCCCCCUACAGACCAAAUAGAAUUUCAUGUGCCUUCAGCUCAGACACCAAAGUACCCCAGUCACUUCAUAUAAGGAUUUGGACUCAUGGUUUACUUAUGUAUAAACACUCUGUACAAUUCUAUAUUAUAUAUAUAUAUAUAUAUCCGCCUAUCUAUUUGUAGUCUGGAAUAAAUAAUAUUACUCACUUA
Xenopus laevis (African clawed frog) is the source of this 1310-nucleotide messenger RNA. RefSeq names its product phospholipid scramblase 3 L homeolog (gene plscr3.L). The transcript is spliced from 8 exons. The record is from RefSeq and is a predicted model, not a curated record. The coding region runs from base 207 to 1097 and encodes 296 amino acids. Gene Ontology annotation, molecular function: phospholipid scramblase activity. Gene Ontology annotation, biological process: plasma membrane phospholipid scrambling. Gene Ontology annotation, cellular component: plasma membrane. Lineage: Eukaryota; Metazoa; Chordata; Amphibia; Anura; Pipidae.